UCGUGUGUGUGUGGUAGGUGGUACAACAGGCAGCUGUGGGUUCAGUUAAGGUAAAACAGGACGAACACACGUUUAAUUGUGUCGCCGCUGGGCUGUCCUCCCACAGUGUUGUUCAUACUUACAGGAUCGAGUGACAGCGUGCGGACACUGGUUAUGUUUUGUUUUCACUUUUUCGGAUCGUUUCUGGGAUCGGCGACGUCAAGCUAGGAAAAAUUUAGCCACUGUAAUUUCAAAACAAAAUCGUCGCAGUUUGUCCGGUUGGAUAAAAGUACAGAACAUAAUGCAGGGUGACAUGCUUGGGGCAAUUUAGAAAUGGUGCUGGCAGAUAGUUUUUCCCAGCUGAGUGACUGUCUUCAGCACAUGAAGCAGAGUGCACAUCACAGCUGAGCAGACAGUGGUGUGGGGUCAAGCAGGGUCCAGUAUGCCAAAGGAACAGCCUCCAUUGGAUCAGCACAGCCUUUGUGCUGCACCCAGCAAGAAAGUUAAAGAUAAGAGCAACAAUACAGCUCUACUGGCUAUACGUGACAUUAAAGACAAAGAUGACUCAAGCAGGAGGGGCUCCCACUGCAGCUCCGAGAAGGACUCUGGCUUCUCUGAUGGUUCAGACUGGCAACUGGAGGACCAGAAGAGAAACAAAAGCCAGUUCAGAGCCAGUGAACAUGCAGAAACGUCACAAAACCAAGAACGUAUGCAAAGGAAUCUUGGAAAGCAUUCUGUGAUGCCUGAUGGUCAUGACCAGCCACCUGUUUACAUGAUGAAGAACACGAUGCUUAACCAGUCAGAUGUGACCCAGAAAAGAGGCCAGCUUCUCUGGGGAAACAGCGUCACUGACAUCAACCAUUCGGGUUCUCGUCAAAUAAUCCUUCUCCAGCAGCCAGGAUUGUUGCCUGCUACCUUCCAGCUAUCAAAGCCCUUGUCCCGAAAGUUUAAUGUCUCAGAAAGGAAAAUACCUGGUUCCUACUUACCCAUACUGAACUCCUACCCACGCAUAGCGCCACAUCCCAGCAAGAAACCACCGGAUAAAUAUUCAAUCCAUGAAUGCCAGAGUCUCAGCAAGAGGGUGUGCUCAGAACAAAAGGGUGAUGGCCCGUCUGUGACCCGAAAUCUGCCAGAGCAGCACCUUCAUAAACAACCUAAGUUGGCACUCUCAGCGACUGGCAUGCCGUGUUCUUCUCCACCCCAAGAUCAACUGUCUGCCUCAAGUCCCACCCCUACUUCCAUGAGCCAGAGAUCCCCAUCUGUAUCCAGUCAGGACACCAGCUACUCGUUAUUCACAACCAGUUCGGCUGGACUUAAAAGAGAUGCCACCACCAGUAUUCGCCACCGACGUUUUCUCAACACAGUAAAAAUCCUCCGACAGUCUGGUCUGCUGGACAUUACAUUGCGCACAAAGGAGUUGAUGCGUCAGAGCAACGCCACAGAGAGGGACCUCUCCCAGCUGCGGCAGCACACAGAGCUGCUGUGCCAGGCUGCCAGAAACCCCAGCCUCAAUCUAAAUGGUAUCACUGUUUGGGAGCACCUCCAUCAAGCUAUGGCUGAGUCAGGAAAUUAUCCCAACCUUAAAAUCCUGCAGAAUAUCCAAAUCUCAACUGUGCCAGGUUCUGCCGGUCCAUCAGAAAGGAUUUCCAAAGGAGACACCAACAGGCCACAAGCUGCUGAGACCACACAAGCCCUGCCAAUGUGCCUUCUCAGCACCAUGCCAGAGCAACACUGUGGUGUACAACAACAGUCAAAACAAGACAGGAAGCUCAAGGCCAAUGAGACAUCCUUAGACAAAGCCAGCUUUACACCUCCUGACAGUUCUACUGGUUAGCCCAGUUGGCAGUGCCUUUUUGAAGGGUGAGUUUUAGUUGUGGACAUUUAGUUUUAUGAAUAUUUUAAACCCAGCGUUACAGGAGUCAUGCAGAAAAUCUCUGUAGGUCCAUGGAAAUCAAACACAGACGUAGCUUUAGUCCUUACUGUGCGUGUCACAGUUUUCGGACUUAACUAAUGGCUUAAUGCACUUGAGUGCAAUCAAAGACCAGAUUCACCAUCUGAUGACAGAUGAUGGUACAAUGUGUGCUUGAGAUGCACUUAAAGAAGAGGAAAAAAACGUGUUUCCCUGGGAGAAGGGAAGGGGAGUGGCACUUCAUGCAGUGGUGACAUCUGCAGUAUAUAUUAUCAAGUUUGGUUGUUUUGCUGUUGUUUCAAACCAACCACAUUCAGGGAAAGAUGAAUAGAAACCGUUCUUUUAUACCUGUAUCACCAACAUCGGUGUGAUUAUUCUGUGCCUUUGAUAGCACAGCUGAAGCUAAAGACUCAAAAUAUAAACUGUUCAACACUACACUGGACAUGUGGAUUUCUGUCCAGUCUCUUUUCCACAAAGCCUUAAAGCUUUUUUUCUUUUUUUUAAACAGGGGCACAUUUACAUCACAGGCUAUCAUGCUGUUGUUGUUGGUAAUAACAACUUUCUUUCUUUUACAAACACAGCACACAUCUCAUGAUAAUGGAAGCAAUUCUGCAACAAGCUCUAUGUAUCCAGUCAUACCACAUCCUCUCAUGUAGCCGCUUUAUUUUUUACUUUUUUUUCUUUUUUUUUGAUCAAGCCACUAAUUGUUGCUUUUGUAUGGUCAUUUGUUUUUGCUCGUAGAAAACCACACUUUGGUUUAUAAAUGUAAAAAUUUGAGUAUAAACGCUGUUGUUUUUGUUUUGUUUUUUUAAUGCAUAGGGUAUGUGCAAGAUUAUUCUCUCUUUCUGCAUAUGAACACAUUUGUGAAACUUAAGGUGGUUUUUAAUGCUAAGUUUUCAUAAUUAAGCUAUUUAAAUAAAACAAUAU
This is a messenger RNA of Maylandia zebra (zebra mbuna), 2815 nucleotides long. The record is from RefSeq and is a predicted model, not a curated record. NCBI's taxonomy places the organism in Eukaryota, Metazoa, Chordata, Actinopteri, Cichliformes, Cichlidae.